UUAUUUCCCCUCUUCACGUGGUGCGGGCGGGAAGUGACGCGCGCGGCCCGGGAGCUGCGGACGCCGAGGCCGACGGAGCCGGAGUCGCGGACGCCGCGGGGUCUCCGGGACAGGAACCCCCAGUGCUGUGUCCAGAUUCUGCAGGAGAGGUUUGGUGGGUCCCCGGCCCCAUCCAGCCAGCAGAAUGUCAGCCACGCUGGAUCUGAAGUCAAAGGAGGAGAAGGAUGCUGAGCUGGACAAGAGGAUCGAGGCUCUUCGGAGAAAGAACGAGGCCCUCAUCCGGCGCUACCAGGAGAUUGAGGAGGACCGUAAGAAAGCUGAACUCGAGGGCGUCGCGGUGACAGCCCCCCGGAAGGGCCGCUCAGUGGAGAAGGAGAAUGUGGCAGUUGAGGUGGAGAAGAACCUGGGGCCCUCCCGGAGGUCUCCUGGGACCCCGCGGCCCCCAGGUGCCAGCAAGGGAGGCCGGACGCCUCCCCAGCAGGGGGGCCGGGCAGGCAUGGGCCGGGCCUCCCGCAGCUGGGAGGACAGUCCGGGGGAGCAGCCUCGAGGAGGAGCUGGGGGCCGUGGCCGGAGGGGCCGGGGCAGGGGGUCCUCUCAUCUCUCCGGAGCCGGAGAUGCCUCAGCUGCUGACCGCAAAUCCAAGGAGUGGGAGGAGCGGCGCCGGCAGAACAUUGAGAAGAUGAACGAGGAGAUGGAGAAGAUCGCGGAGUACGAGCGGAACCAGCGGGAAGGCGUGCUGGAGCCCAACCCCGUGCGGAACUUUCUGGAUGACCCGCGGCGCCGCAACGGACCCCUGGAGGAGCCGGAGCGGGACCGGCGGGAGGGCAGCCGCCGGCACGGGCGCAACUGGGGGGGCCCUGACUUCGAGCGGGUGCGCUGUGGCCUCGAGCAGGAGCGGCAGGGCCGCCGGGCCGGCCUGGGCGGUGCUGGGGACAUGACGCUCUCCAUGACGGGCCGGGAGCGGUCGGAGUACCUGCGCUGGAAGCAGGAGCGGGAGAAGAUCGACCAGGAGCGGCUGCAGAGACACCGCAAGCCCACCGGCCAGUGGCGGCGCGAGUGGGAUGCCGAGAAGACCGAUGGCAUGUUCAAGGAUGGCCCAGCCGCUGCCGCGGACCCACCCCACCGCUACGAUGACCAGGCCUGGGCCCGGCCCCCCAAGCCCCCCACGUUCAGGGAGUUCCUGUCUCAGCACAAAGCCGAGGUCAGCCGCAGGAAGAGGAAGAGCAGCCGACCCCAGGCCAAGGCAGCCCCCCGUGCCUACAGUGACCACGAUGACCGCUGGGAGACGAAGGAGGCUGAGUGCCCCGCCCCUGAGGCCCCACAGCCCACUUCCCCCGAGGAGACGCCUGUGCAGCCGCCUGAGACCCCAGCCCCUGCCCACCGGCCUCCGGAGGACGAGGGGGAGGAGCAUGCGGGGGAGGAGGAUGAGGGGGAGGACGAGGAAUGGGAAGACGUGAGUGAGGACGAGGAGGAGAUCGAGGAGGAAGAGGAGGCUGACGAGGAGGAAGAGGAACCAGCCCCCGACCACCGCCCCCCCGAGGCGGAGGCCCCCAGGAGCCCCACCAGGGAGCAGGCCCACCAAGAGCCGUCUGGGCCCGAGGAACCCCUGCCUCCUCCCCCGGCCCCCGCCACGCCUUCCAGCCCCUUCUCGCCCCCCGGAGGCCACCAGCCCGUGUCCGACUGGGGCGAAGAGAUGGAGCUGAAUUCUCCCCGGACCGCCCACCCGGCUGACGCCCUCUCUCCGGGAGGUGACCAGCCAGCCCCUGCCUGCCUGGAGAGCGGGCCCAGCCUCCCAGGAACCCAGCAAGCUGAAGAGGAGGGGUCUGAGGCAGCUGCAGAGGCGGGCCCCGAGGGCCAGGAGACGGCGGAGAUCACCGACUUCCAGAGGGCCUCUCCGAAUUCCUGAAGACGCUGCCGGGAGGGGACUGAAGCUUCCCCGCCUUGCUGGGGAGGGGGCGGCAGGAGGGGGUUAGUCUGCAGCUCCAGGCUGUGCUCUCUUCUCCCAGGAGCCCACUCCGGACCCCCAUGGCUCUGGGGAGACGCAGAAAUUGAGGGGGCUGGGGGAGGGGCGUGAUUGCGGUGUGGGGCGGAGCUGGUGCUCCGGGGCUUGAGUUUGGACCUUGGGACAGCCAGCAUAGAGGAGGAGGCAGGUCCCGCGAGGGGCGUGGUCAGUGCCUGGGCGGAGCCAGCACCCUGGUGGGCGGAGUUAGGACGGGACGGCGUUAGGAUGGGGGUGGGGCCACGGGACCGGUUUAGAGGGGCGUUCCUAAGGCUGGUGUGGCGCGCAGCCACCGGCAGAGGGCGUGGCUAGGAUGCGGUGCUGGAACUUCUGGGGUGAGGAGGAGGAGACGGGUGGGUCCUAGACUAGAGAGGGGUGAGGCCAGAGGGAGAGGAGGGCGGGAUCGAGAGCUGGAGUAGAGUCUGGAGUAGAGAGGCAAAUUAGGAUGGGGCGGGGCUGCGGCUGGGGGCGGGGCUUUCGAGGCCUGAGCCUAGCGAGGGGCGGGGCUAGGAGGUGGGGCUAGAUGCCUGGAGGAAAUCUGAGUCCCGAAAGGGAUGGGGUUAGGGCGCGGGAAGAAGACCAGAAAAAGAGGAGCGUGGGGCUUCACGCUGGGGCGGGCUUGCAUUUAAGAGGCGUGGCCUGGC
This is a messenger RNA of Equus quagga, 2643 nucleotides long. It is a transcript of the gene CCDC9, whose product is annotated as coiled-coil domain containing 9. The record is from RefSeq and is a predicted model, not a curated record. Lineage: Eukaryota; Metazoa; Chordata; Mammalia; Perissodactyla; Equidae. Bases 185 to 1906 code for a protein of 573 amino acids. The transcript is spliced from 15 exons.